AUGAUACUUGGGUUUCCAAGAGACCCUAAAAGACGAAAAACUUGGAUACAAAAUUUUCACCGUGACAAAUGGCAGCCUACAAAUUCAUCUGAAUUGUGUGAAAUCCAUUUCGAAGAAGGUCAAUUCGAACAACAUCGUCUGGAUGGUGUAAAAAAACUAAAACCAAAUGUUUUACCAACAUUAUUUGAUAUACCAAAUGCACCUGGCUUGUUGGAAACCAAAAGAAAAUCUUUGUAAAAGGUAUAUUUAAUAAUAAUGUAA
Messenger RNA from Sipha flava (yellow sugarcane aphid), 261 nucleotides. RefSeq names its product THAP domain-containing protein 2-like. The record is from RefSeq and is a predicted model, not a curated record. NCBI's taxonomy places the organism in Eukaryota, Metazoa, Arthropoda, Insecta, Hemiptera, Aphididae. The transcript is spliced from 3 exons.